AUGGUAAAUAAUAUAAAUGCACAAGAAUAUCUAAACAAAAAAUAUCCUAAAAAAGGAGUAUGCAAAAGUAAUAGUGACAAAGAAAAUAAGGACAAAAAACGCGAACAAAUAAUUAUACUAGACCUUAGUAAAGGAAAAGUUGGAAAAGGUCGUUUUAACGAUGGAAAAAUUCUAGAAGGUUCUUUAAAAAUAGAGGGGUUUGCUAAUUUACAAACUUUAAUAAUCUCUUCUCAAUCAAUAACUAGUUUAGAUGUGAGUAAUUGUUGUAAUCUGGAAAAGUUAGAUUGUAGCGAUAACAAAAUUACUGAUCUGGAUGUUGCUAGUUGCACUAACCUUAAGAAAAUUAACUGUUCAAGUAAUAACAUUAAAAGUUUAAAAUUUAGUGAUUGUCUUAAUUUAGAAGAAGUAAAAUUAAGUGGUUGUCAAGUUCUCGAUAAAAAUUCAAUAAGUCUUAACAAAGAAGCAAAUCUUAUUUUUAAUAUUGAAGAAGAUAAAUUAGUCAAAGGACCAGUUAUAAUUCCUGCUGGAGAAAAUAUUUUAAAUAUCUUAUUAAUAGGCAAAAAGUAUUGUUUAAUUGAUAAUAUUGGCUUUGGUGAUACUAGCAAUUUAUCUGAAGAGGAUAUUUUAAAAAGGGUAGCAGAUGGAAUUUAUUCAGCCAGAGAAGGAAUUAACCAAAUUCUUUUUGUGGUUGACAGAAGGUUUACUGAAAAACACACAAAAGCCUUUAAAAAAUUUGAAAGAUUUAUCUCGGAAACUGGCGUUACUAAGUUUACCACUAUUGUCAAAACUGGAUUCACAAGUUUCGGAAAUCCAGCAUUGUGUGAAAAUGAUCGGCGAAUUUUAGUUAAUGAAAAUGGCGAGUUGAAGAAAAUAAUCGAGAGUUGUAAUAACAUCAUUCACGUUGAUAACCCAUCAGUUGCUGUAGAAGGAGAUGAAUUAGAUUUAAAUGUGAAAAAACGAAAGGAAUCAAGAAAAAGAGUAUUAAAUUACUUAACUGAAAAUUGUUCCGAAAUUUAUAAAUUACGAGAAUGGGAUGAACUAUAUUCUGUGAUGGUUAAGUAUAAGGAAGCAGAGGAAAAACUAGUCAAUGCUAAGAGUGAAAAAGAAAAAGCCGAAAUAGAGAUAAUAAAAAAAAGUUGA
Molecule: messenger RNA, 1140 nt
Organism: Funneliformis geosporum
Lineage: Eukaryota; Fungi; Glomeromycota; Glomeromycetes; Glomerales; Glomeraceae
Source: the annotation of a GenBank genome assembly